AUGGCGGGGUUUCUGAUUCCUCCGUGGUACAAGGCCGAAACGCCAAAGGAUCUGGAGAUGAACAUCGUCAGUCUGAUCUUCGGCUUCAGCAUGGGUGCGUCGAUGUUCACUGCCUCGAUGGCUAUCAAGCAGACGAUGCAGGCGUACCGGAGAAAAAGGCUUUUCAGCACAUACAUCAUCAUCAUGCAGAUCCAAUUCACCCUUCAGAUCAUCAUCAACCGAAUAUCACUCCUGCUCGCCAACAAGACAAACAUCAACAGAGUCAAAUGGGGCGUUGCAUUGAUCGCGACCCUCAUCAACGUCAGCGGCUUCUGCAUCUGGAUCCCGGCCCGUCUACAGAUCUCUCAUUUAUACGAAGAAACAAACAUCGUCUGGGAUCGAACCGAAAAGGCCGUCUUCUUGAUCGUCGAUCUAUCGCUCAACCUUUACUUCAUAUACCUUGUGCGAUCGAGACUUAUCGCUUGCGGGUUGACCAAGUAUACUGAACUAUUUCACUUCAACGUCAUCAUGGUUGUGAUAUCUGUGUCGUUGGAUUGUGUUCUGAUGGGAGCUACCUUUCUCCCUAGUCCUGUCGUCUAUGUCCAAUUCCACCAGCUCGUCUACCUUCUCAAAUUAUACAUCGAGAUGAACGUCGCUUCCCUUCUCGGCCACAUAGUCAAGAGCUCGAGAGAACUAGACGCUCGACCGAAGGAAGGAGGCCGACCAAGGGGUCGUGACGAGUUGGUGAGCGGUCGUAUGACAACGUUGAUCACGGCGAGUCGCACAGGUCAUGUCCGACUGGAUGAUAUGUCGCGCGAUGACUCUUACCGAAGGACAUCCGACUGGGAGAAUGGCAUUGUGAAGAAGGUGGAGACCAAGGUUGUGUUUUCGGAAACCCAGGACCAGGCAUCCACCUCGGACCAAGAGCGAAUGCCUAAAGGGCUUAGUAUCUUCCCCGGCUUCACGGCCCUAUCGGAAAGAAUCUUCGUUCGGACCGGCGAAGAACAGACAGGCAUCGAACCAAACCCGGGACAUCCUCGUACAGUCGUGCUCUACGGUUGGGGCGAUGCACCUCCAAGACACAUCUCAAAGUUUACCGAUGACUAUCGACAGCUUUACCCUCAUGCCAAGCAAGUCGCGGUUCUGUCGCCUAUCUACAAAGGGUUCUUCGAUAAUGUGACUCAACGGACAGAUGACAUGCUUCCGGUUAUCCAUGAGGUCUUUCCCAAUGAUACAUCGGACAGCUCGGUUUUAUUCCAUGUCCUAUCGAAUUCUGGAGCCAUCAACUACUCAGCCACCUUGAAUGCCUACAAAGAGACCUACAACCGGCCGAUGCCCCAUGCGCUGACGGUCUACGACUCUACUCCCGGAACUUCAGAUCUUACGUGGGAUAACCUCAAACGAUGGUCUCACGCCAUGGCCAUCGGACCAGCAACAAAGCUCCCCUGGCCAUUCAUCGUAACUCAACUUCUAUGCGCUUGGUUCUUCUGCAUGAUUCACCUAUUCGACUAUCUUGUGGGAAGAGAAUCUGCGCCCAAGUUCAGCCACAGGAUCUUCAACGAUGAGCAGUGGGAGAGCAAGAAGAGCACAAGGCUUUUCUUAUACGGGAAGGAUGACUCUCUUAUCCCGUGGCAGCAUGUUGAGGGACACAUGGCCGCUUCACGCGAAGCUGGAUAUCCCGUUGAAGGUGAAUUAUUUGAAAGUGGACAUGUUGGGCAUAUGAGGAAGGAUCCGGAGAGGUAUUGGGGGACUAUUCGAGAGUCUUGGGAGAGGGCUGUAGGUAGAUCCUAG
This is a messenger RNA of Fusarium redolens, 1770 nucleotides long. RefSeq lists its product as uncharacterized. Bases 1 to 1770 code for a protein of 589 amino acids. Lineage: Eukaryota; Fungi; Ascomycota; Sordariomycetes; Hypocreales; Nectriaceae. The record is from RefSeq and is a predicted model, not a curated record. The transcript is spliced from 5 exons.